CUUUUUGUAGGCUUGUUUGGAAUAUUUCCAAAGCUUUUUUUCAUCCAAGUGGCCUGCCGUGGGGGACAUCACGGUCUCGUCGAGGUAUCCCCCGAAGCCUAAUUUUAUUUUGGGCGGUCUCUUCCUGCAGGCGUGCUGACAGUCUCACCAACAGGGGCUCCUAUGUAGCAGAGCCUAGAAAAUGCAGAUCAACGAUCGAGUACACAAAAAUGCUGGCAAUGCCUCCUUGACUUCAGAAGGUUCUCAGAGACCACAGGAACAACAGCCUGCUCUUGCUACAACAUCGACUUUUUUGUAGUAGACGCCGGCACUCUAGAGCGAUAAUCAGUAACAGUAACAGUUUAAGAAAGUUAACUGUUAACAUGAGGAACCCUCAUGUAAUCAUGGAUCAGUGCAGUCCAACAGAUGGAAAUAAGAAGUUUAAACGAAAAGUUCGGGGUCCUUUUAAACGUGCCUUUGCGGAAAAGGACAAACAUGAUUCUAAAAAACUCGUCGAUGCAAUGGGACUUCUUGUGGAUGAGGUUUAUGGAAAUAUUUGCGAAAAAGGGCUACAACACUUCGCUCCAGCUGCAUCAAAUGGAGAGCUCAUACAACAGCCGGGUAUUUUAAAUGCUGCUCUUGAUAUGAAAAUGUAUAGCUUGCCUUCAAUAACUGGGGAUAUGACUGAAACACAACCAGGGUCGCUUUCCGAGGCAGCAGCUGAGCACAACAACGACAAAACAUCGCCACCGGAUACAGUCUUUGAGAGUCAGCAGGCGUUUCCAAAAGAUUAUGCUCCGCAGUCGCGUAUUGUGUUGUACAAACGUUCUGAAAGGUCUCUGUCUUCAACCUCUCGGGCGUCCUACAUCAACAACAAUGCUGAGCCUAUAGACUCGCCUAGGAAACGACUGGUAGAGCCGCCUGGCGUCGUCACAGAGAUCAAAGCAAUUCAGCAGACCCGAAGACUACUGGCGAAUGCUAGGGAGAGGACCCGGGUGCAUACGAUCAGCGCAGCUUUUGAGGCACUGCGAAAACAGGUGCCCUGCUAUUCCUAUGGACAGAAGCUCUCCAAGCUAGCUAUAUUAAGAAUUGCUUGCAACUAUAUCCUGUCCCUGGCUCAACUUGCAGACCUGGACUACACACCAGACCACAGCAACAUGAGCUUCAGAGAGUGUGUGGAGCAGUGCACCAGAACCCUGCAAGCAGAGGGUCGCUCCAAGAAGAGAAAGCACAUUCAGAGGGAAACUGGUGCGCCUCCCCCGCCCCCUGGCAGUCCCAGACACCAGAUGUUUGCAACGCUAGCUGGGAAGUCCUGCUGGCGCCACUCAGGGCAGAGGGCAGGGUAAAGGCACGCGAGUUGGAACCAGAAGAACUCACUCACUGCAGGAAUUGGCACAUUCCCCAGUGCAAUCUUGGCUGCCUCCCCAGUUCUCCCUAAGCCAUCUGUUCUAAAAAAAAACACUUUGGAAAAAAAAAAAACACUGAUCAUCACUCUCUCUCGAUACAGCACUAAGAAGCAGCUGUUACAGAGGGGAAGAAGGAGGGGGCAGGCCUGAAAGAAAUCCUUUUGUCAGAGAGAGCCAGUGAGUCUGAGGGGAAAGUUUCUGAAGAGGAAAAAAAAUGUUUUGGCAGAAGAAACUGAUGAAAGGCAUUCAGAGUGUGCUUAAGUUGUUCUAAAGUGAAACAUAUGUGGAUUUUGUCAUUCUGGCUUUUUCACUCAAGUUCUUCAGAAAAGUAAUGCAUUUUUAUGUGUUCAUUUGUAGAUGAAAUUAUGUACUACUAAAAUGUUUUUUAAUUGCACAUGCAUCACAACUCACAAAUGCUUCUCUCUGUACAGGAAUAAAAUGAAGACUUUGGAGAAUUUUUCCACAGUAGGAUUGUGGCAAGCCUUAUUCUACAUGUACACUUGGAGCUCUACGCUUGAAAUGACUCAAUAUAAAUACAAUGAGUGCAUUUUUAUACUAGGUUUUAAACAAAUUAGUGUAGUAUGUUACACAGACAUGUUUAAUGACUAAUAAAAUAUUCCAGUUACCAUGCAGACUCUUAUUGAGCCAGAAUACAUGCAACACAAACACAUGUUCUUGUUUGUUUGCAACAAACAAGAACACACCAUAUCAUCUUUGUAAUUGUUUAGACCUAAGAUUACAGAUGAUUACAAAACUGUAAACUGUAAAUUACAAAACCCAUGUUAUAUGUCUUGAUCUCAUUUUGCAUUGUAACUUUUUUCUCAAAAUAUUUUAGCCAUAUCUUAGUAUCGUAUGCAAAUGACAUGUUCAUAAAUUAUUAAUGUAUGUAACUGUUUAAUGAUUCAUGAAUGCUUGUGUCAGCCUCAGUUUGUUUUGUGGCAUCGCAGAUGUGGAACAUCGUCCAUUGAUUUUGUAUUUUGUUUUAAAAAAAAAAAGAUCCCAAAAAUAUCAUGUCCUCAGUAGGCAUAGGUAUUCUGACAGCAGAGUCAACAUUAUUUUGCACAUGAACUUUAUAGGAAAACCAUUUGUGUUUUUGAAUUACAGCAGUUCCACCAUCUUUAGGGUGGUUUGGUAAACGUCUACUGCUGCCAUUUGCUGUUGUUUGGAUGUGUUUGCUUGAAUGCCACAACUAUAAGGUAAAGUACUGUUCUUGGAUUAUGUUCAGUUUUGUUUAAAAUACAAGCCAUCUUCUUCAAUAAGUUUCCAGCUUUGCUCUUACUUGUUUGGCACAGCAUUAAACAACAGGGGCAAUGCCAGAGAAAUAGCAGUGCACUACUGCUGUUCACUGUUGGGAGAGCAUGUUCAUCAGUAAACUAGUCAUGUGCCUUUACUACAAAACAUUAUCACGAUAAUUACCUUUUUAUCACAGUUUACAAUAUUAUCAGAAUAUUGCAUAGAAAAAAAUAUUUUUAUUGUUACAUUCUCAAUGACAUGUUUUAAAUUAGGAGUAUAUGUGUGCAAUAUUUACAAAAAAACAAAUCAAAAAUAAAAAUUAAAAGUUGUCCACAUGAUGCUUACUGUGUUGUCAUACAGGACUAUUUACAGUCAGAACUGGAGUUAAGAACCCUUGUAACAGAUAAACUUUUUACUUUAUAUGUUCUAGGUUUACAGUGAAUCAUUUACUAAAUGUUCCAUCUUAAUGCUGAACUGCUGGAUUGGCCUGUCAGCUCAUUAGAAAUCUGCCAAACUG
Colossoma macropomum (tambaqui) is the source of this 3135-nucleotide messenger RNA. It is a transcript of the gene atoh8, whose product is annotated as atonal bHLH transcription factor 8. Gene Ontology annotation, molecular function: DNA-binding transcription factor activity; protein dimerization activity. The record is from RefSeq and is a predicted model, not a curated record. The coding region runs from base 363 to 1325 and encodes 320 amino acids. Lineage: Eukaryota; Metazoa; Chordata; Actinopteri; Characiformes; Serrasalmidae. The transcript has 3 exons.